AUGAAACCUAUAACAGUCAUCACCAUUUUAGUCAUCAGCGUCUCCAUGAAUGAUGCAUUUCGUGCGUACAAUGAGACAGAAGUCGACCUCAACGAUGAACGGGCAAUGGGUGGUUACAUCAAAAACGUGAUUGCUGAUUUCAGCCAGUCCAUAAAAGAAGCUGGGUUCGAUCCUCUGUACAUCGAGAGACAGGAAUAUAUUUACCAGCUGCCUGUACCAGUGAUCUUCAAAAGCGUGUUCUUAAUGGAGCAACUGUCGAGUAAUGGAGUUAGCAACAUCGUGGUAAACUCUGUCAACUACAGCCUGCUAACGUCUCGGCUUAGCUUCGACAUCGAACUGCCACUCAUUGAUAUGGGUGUUGGUGCUGGCUCUGUUGAAACUACAGUUUUCGGGAGGAACUUCACAAUGAAUUCGUCGGGAAAAGUUGCCGUUCAGCGCAUGCGCUUCGUUGGUCAGAUUCGCUUCGUAGUGAAUAUCAUUCCUAAGAUCAGCAUCAGUGCUCGCAGCUCAGACAUUGAUUUUACCAUGGACGGGAUAGAAUCUGAUGUGAAACUCGUAGUACAAAAUGAGGACUAUUCUGAUAAAAUGAACGAGUUCCUGAGCAUGACUGUACCAGCUACCUUCAAGGAAUACAGCGUAAGUAUCUAAUUAUUUAUUUAAAAUUAAAGUACCUUCUACAUAAAAUAUACU
Spodoptera exigua (beet armyworm) is the source of this 690-nucleotide messenger RNA. The record is from the annotation of a GenBank genome assembly. NCBI's taxonomy places the organism in Eukaryota, Metazoa, Arthropoda, Insecta, Lepidoptera, Noctuidae.